AUGUCGGUGGUGUCGCAGAGCUCCCGAGCCGUUCGUCUCCUCGCCCCGAGCCUCGCCUCGCUGCGAGAGAGACCAGGACCCCGCAAAACCACGGGGGACGCCGGGGAAUAUUCGGGAAGGCCGUCGUCACUGGAGGAAAGAGCCAAUCCAAGGGCGGAGCACAUUCCUCAGCUGAUGGAGAACAGAGAUAUCCCGAUCAGUCUCGUUGGUGCCUGGACCACUCUCCUGGGGAAGAAGACCAACACUGCCACACACAUCUGGGAGUACGAGUGUUUCAAUGAUGUCGCUCAAUCUGUCGAGAAGAUGGCAACAGACAAGUCGUGGCAAGAGUUCACGAGAGCCGGGGCAAAAUUCCUCCACAGCACCUGUAACCAGAUUGUCCUACCCUUCACCUUCUUCCAGUCCUCUACUGGGGAGACCACACCCACUCAGGGCGGGCAGAGGAGAGUGUUUGAAAUGAGGUCUUACGAACUGAAGCCUGGAAGCAUGAUUGAAUGGGGACAAGAGUGGGCCAAGGGAAUUCAGUAUAGAAGAGAGGAGGCAGUCGGUGGUUGGUUUUCUCAGAUUGGCCACAUGCACUCUGUCCAUCACCUCUGGGUGUACAAGAGUCUCCAGGAUAGAGAUGAAACAAGACAGAGUGCCUGGGCCUUCCCCGGCUGGGACGAAUGUGUCAGGAGAACAGUUCCCCUGAUACAUGAGAUGGAGUCCUCAAUUCUCCUUCCCACUGCCUACUCUCCACUGCAGUAGACCACACACCACUGACUACUAGUGAUCCUAUUCCCCCCACACUUUUUGUUUUUUCACACAAUUAUUGUAUGAUUACGUUUUUGAAUCGAUUUUGAGGUA
Messenger RNA from Geodia barretti, 846 nucleotides. The record is from the annotation of a GenBank genome assembly. NCBI's taxonomy places the organism in Eukaryota, Metazoa, Porifera, Demospongiae, Tetractinellida, Geodiidae.